CGGAUAUUGAACAGACAACGGGUGCAGCACAGGAUCCCAUCGGAACAAGGCCAGAUCGCCAGCGCCUCCCCGCUCGAUCCAGCGCUAGCGCCCGGUCGCUGGCCCCGGCCAUGGAUCCCUACAAGCACCGUCCGACGAGCGAGGCCAACUCUGGCUACUGGACCACCAACUCCGGUGCGCCCGUCUGGAACAACAACAACACCCUCACCGUAGUGAGCGGCUUCAGCUUCGCCUGCUGGUCGUCUGCGCCGGAUGCCGCGCCCGGGACCGCCGGUGGCCUCGAGGACGCCGCCCAGGCUCAAGGCGUACGAGGGCGUGCUGCCGCCGUACGACAGGACCAAGCGCAUGGUCAUCCCUGACGCGCUGAAGGUUCUGAGGCUGCAGCCUGGGCACAGGUACUGCCUCCUCGGCCAGCUCUCCAAGGAGGUCGGAUGGAACUACGCUCACACCAUCAGGUUGGCUGUUACUUCUCUGGUUUUAUAUUGAGUUUGGGAAUUUGGUAUUGAUGAUAGUCCGGCGACUCUGUCAUUUGAUGCACAAGUCCAUGCACGUCGGCUCUCUGGGUAAGAGAACUUGUCUCCGCUGCAGAUGCAGUUAUUGAAUGACAGUAGAGCAAACUAAAUUUUAACAAUUCUAUCUUCCGCGAUUAAAACAAAUCCACGACAAAGUUGCAGCAAACUAAUGUUAUCAGUUCUAUCUUCUGUGAUCAAAACAAACCCACAGCAGUUUUCCAAUGUCAGUAGCAGCAAACUGAAUUUUAUAAUUAUAUCUUCUGCGAAGUUUAGGUGCAAUGUGUUGCAGUGAAGUAUUUUGCAUGUCCUGCACUUGUGCAAUGGAUUUUCAUAUUGUGUCUCUGUUUUCUUGUAUGAAUGAGUAUCUCAUUUUAACUAGCUGGAGAACAAAAAGCAUGGUACUAGCUGAAUUUGUGUUGGCAUUCUUAAUAACUGUCCUUUUUUGAAAGGUCUGCUCAUAGUAUAUUGGCUCCAAUUUGUUUGAUUCUUUUCUGUUGAUUCAUGUAACAGGUCGUCCAGUAAAGCUGUCGAAGGAGCUUCAUGCUGAAGAACAUAACACUUAUAGAGCUUGUAAAAUACUGUAUCUCAUUAUUGAACUUGUGGAGCUUGUAGCUGUGACUGGCAUACUGUUAUUACACUUGCAGAGCUUGCAAAGUGUAUGUUAGAGCUUAUUAUGUGUUAUUUGUACAGCAGGAGCUUUGUAUUGAAUCUGGCUGAUAAUAUUUGAAGUGUUACUUGUAGAAUUGUUUUGUCCGGCGACUCUGCCAUACUGGGUAUUUAUUUAUGUUAAAUUGAAAAAAAUGAAGAAUAUGACCCUGACAGCUAGGGCCCAGUUACCAGAACCUGAAAACAGGGACCCAUUUUAUAAAAAAAGA
Aegilops tauschii subsp. strangulata is the source of this 1387-nucleotide messenger RNA. RefSeq names its product large ribosomal subunit protein uL13-like. Lineage: Eukaryota; Viridiplantae; Streptophyta; Magnoliopsida; Poales; Poaceae. Gene Ontology annotation, molecular function: structural constituent of ribosome. Gene Ontology annotation, biological process: translation. The record is from RefSeq and is a predicted model, not a curated record. Gene Ontology annotation, cellular component: ribosome.